AUGAAGAUGUUUGUUGGUUUUCUGGCUAUUUUGACCGUGGUCUCUGCAGAAGUCCAUCAAUUCAAUAUUGGAUACCGACCAAACCUUCGUCAGCGUCUUAACGCUGAGGGAAAGUUGGCAGAGUAUGAGAAGGAACGUAAUGAGUUGCUCACGAAGAAAAGCCUUCAACUAGCUCAAUCGUCUUCUCCAAUUAUUGAUUAUGAAGAUAUGGCCUACAUGGUUCAGAUCAGUAUGGGAACUCCAGCUCAGAACUUUGUGCUCUUCAUUGAUUCUGGUUCUUCCAACUUGUGGGUCCCAGAUAUCACUUGUGCAGCUGGAAAGGAUGCCACUUGUGGAAGUUACUGUAAAUCUACCCCGUACGACGCUUGCCUCACUUUCUGUCAAGAGGAGUGCUGCACCAAGACUGUUGCUGGAGCUAAAGUUCUUUCAACUGCUGAUGCUUGUCAAUCCAAACAUCGUUUCAACUCGACUCUCUCGUCUACUUAUGUAACCAACGGUCAAAAAUUUGAUAUGACUUACAACACUGGAGAGGUUAAAGGAUUCUUCGGAGUUGAUACUUUCUGUUUCACAAAUACCAGUGUCUGUGCCACUGGUCAAGUAUUCGGACAAGCCACCACUAUUGGAGAAGCAUUCGGAAAGCAACCAGAAGACGGAAUCAUUGGACUCGGAUGGCCAGCACUUGCGGUCAACCAACAGACUCCACCACUAUUUAAUUUGAUGAACCAAGGAAAACUUGAUCAACCAUACUUUGUCGUAUAUCUUGCACAAAUCGGUCCAACAUCUCAAAUCAAUGGAGGAGCAUUCACCGUUGGAGGACUUGACACCACUCAUUGCAACGCCAAUGUCGACUGGGUCCCAUUGACAACUCAAACUUUCUGGCAAUUCAAACUUUCUGGAGUCUCUUCUGGAUCAUACUCACAGAACCCGACAGCUGGAUGGCAAGCUGCUGCUGACACUGCUGCCUCUUUCAUCGGAGCUCCAAAGAGUGUCGUCACUAGUUUGGCCAAGACUGUUGGUGCUACCUAUGUCCCUGGAACCGGAGCAUUCUUCAUUGAUUGUGACGCUGUUGUCCCUGAUAUCGUAUUCACCAUCAACGGAAAGACAUAUAAUAUGCCAUCCACUUCGUUCGUUGUCUCUGCUGGACCAGGUCCAUGCAUGUUUGCUUUCUACGAGUUGACUGCUGGAGGAUUCUACCCAGCUUGGAUGCUGGGACCACCAUUCAUGCGUGCCUAUUGUCAUGUGCACGAUAUGCAGAAUGGAAAGCUUGGAUUGGCAAAGGUGCUGUAA
Messenger RNA from Caenorhabditis briggsae, 1287 nucleotides. The record is from RefSeq and is a predicted model, not a curated record. Gene Ontology annotation, biological process: proteolysis; cell death. Gene Ontology annotation, molecular function: aspartic-type endopeptidase activity. Gene Ontology annotation, cellular component: lysosome. The transcript is spliced from 7 exons. NCBI's taxonomy places the organism in Eukaryota, Metazoa, Nematoda, Chromadorea, Rhabditida, Rhabditidae. Bases 1 to 1287 code for a protein of 428 amino acids.